GUUGCCGCAGCACACGGACCGCACCAGGAAUAUAUACCCGCAGUUUCCUCGCCCUGUUUUCAUACAUUGCGCAUAUUUUCCCGCCGCCAACUGCAGCAGCUUCCAGAGGUUUUUUUUGGUUGUGUUUUUUUCUUGAAGAUAGACAUCCGAAGAAGUCAAAGACGACGCCAUGGCUAACUACAUCCACGUCCCUGACGAGGCUCCCGCUGUGCCCAAAAUAGACGUGACAGUUGACGAGAACGACUACCGACCCGGCGCGCUGAAGCUCAUCAAGGAGCUGAGACCGAGCUGGAAGCCGUCCGAGGUCAAAAUGAAGUUUUUCACAGAUGGAAUCACCAACAAACUCCUCGGCUGCUAUGUGGGUGCAGUCAUGCAGGAUGUGGUUCUGGUCCGUAUUUAUGGCAACAAAACAGAACUGCUGGUCGACCGUGAAAACGAGGUGAAAAGUUUCAGAGUGCUACACGCACACCGCUGUGCGCCGCGCCUUUACUGUACCUUCAACAACGGCCUGUGUUAUGAAUUUCUGCAAGGAACCGCCCUGGAGCCGGAGCACAUUCGCAGCCAGCCUGUUUUCAGGCUAAUCGCCCGGCAGCUGGCCAAGUACCACGCCAUCCAUGCCCAUAAUGGCUGGGUACCGCAGUCUGACUUGUGGCUGAAGAUGGGCAAGUACUUUGCGCUCAUCCCAAAGUACUUCAAAGAUCCUGAGCGAAAUGCCAGGUUUAACACGGAGGUUCCCAGCCCACAGUGCCUCCGAGAAGAGCUGGUGUGGCUCCAGCAGAGGCUGUCGCUGCUGGGCUCGCCCGUCGUUCUCUGCCACAACGACCUGCUGUGCAAAAACAUCAUCUACAACGAGGAAGCAGGCAACGUAAAGUUCAUUGACUACGAGUAUGCUGGGUACAAUUACCAAGCCUAUGACAUUGGGAACCAUUUCAACGAGUUUGCUGGCCUGAAUGAAGUGGACUAUAGUCACUACCCAAGCCGGGCCUUUCAGCUGCAGUGGCUCCGCUCCUACCUGGAGGCCUAUAAGGAGCACAAAGGCCAAGGCAAUGAAGUGACUGACAGAGAGGUGGAGGUUCUCUACGUCCAGGUCAACCAGUUUGCCCUCGCAUCUCACUUCUUCUGGGGUCUCUGGGCUCUGAUCCAGGCCAAGUUCUCCACCAUCGACUUCGACUUCUUGGGAUAUGCAGUCCUGCGCUUCAACCAGUACUUCAAGAUGAAACCAGAAGCCACUGCGCUCAACUUACCUGAAUAGAAAGCCUCCACCACCACCCGCCCCUUCCCCCUCACCUUCUCCUCCUCCUCCAGCUCUUCCUCUCAUCCGACCUGCUCCGCCGACGACUGCAGAGCGCCCUCUAGAGGUCCGUGUAGAGAAGAGCCACGCUGAGAGUCCUGUUCGGUUCCCCCCCUCGCCGCCCCGAGCGUCUUCAUCCGCAUGAAGACCGAGCGGACCGUAGUCUUACCCGCCGUCUGCAGACACACCUUUCGUUAACCAGGAUUGAGCCCAAACUGGCGGGCGUGUGUGACAGACAGAUUUAAGACCUGUUUUAAUGUGAAGCCCACGCGACAGCUAAAUUACUGAGGUCGUCUCUGUUCUACUAAUAUGACACAUUAAUGUGAUAUCAUUUUGUACUCGUGAGCAGCUCAGAUCACUGUAAACGGAAAGGCAGACGAGAAAUAGCGACUCACCAACAUGUGGGAUGAAGUAGCCCAAACAAAAAAAAAGAAAAAAAAAAACACUAAUGUGACUGCCUGGACGCACCUUCCUCACGCUGAUGGGGUGAAAGCUUUGAGAGCCAGCGCAGUUAAAGACCAAAUUCAUAAAAAAGUAACACAAAGCCCGCUUUGUUUGCUGAAGAAAAAAAAAACAACAUGGAAAAGGCCAGUUCUGCCCCGUAAUCCCACGUGAUCCACCGUGAGGGAAGGAAAACAAAACUCUCAUGGCCUGCCUCGUGACUCCUGGUUCCACCCUUCGUUUCCUCCAGUACGCCGUGCAUGCAGUAGAGACACGGCGCGUUUACUUCUAGCCUCUCCCUCGGGUCGAGCCCAUCGAUCUGAGGGCGGGGAUUUCUGUUUUCACUGUAGGUUUUUAUUCUUAUUUUUUUUUGACACUGAAAUGUGAACAUUCCGUGUUCAGAACGGUAGAUUGGGUCGAGCUCUGGUCCGUGCAGUCAGCGGGGCGGCGUCUUAAUUCACUGUAAAGCCACGCCGUUGGACGCGCGACCAAAAACACCACGACGUCGUCGUCCGUCGCUCCGUGUCAGGGAAAGCUUCUGGAAUCAUAAAACACUGCUGUUCGGUCCCAGGCGAACCCGGGACCGGCCUGUUUUUUUUAUUUACACUCGCAAAUGUUAAAUGUGACACGGCCUUACUGACUGUCGGCAUUCAUCUUUUUUUUUUUUUAAACGUUUAUUGGGAUUUCGGCGGUAGAAGGACAUUCGUCUUCUAGUCUCUUGCACUUGAUAUUCACCUUUGACCUUUCGUGUUAAUCAGAUGUUUUUUAGAAGGAGCUCGACGAAGCCUUUUUUUUAAAAAAACGAACACAAUCUUUUGGUUAUUUAACAAACCUACACCAAAGUGCUGACAUCUUUUUUCUUUUUUUUUUUCGCUUUGCACACUGUUAUCGUUUUGUAGCACAAAGAGAAUUAGAAAAACACGGAGUUGUGAAAAUGUGACGGCUUUUAUACCUUUUUUUAUUUAAAGUGUUAGCGCGGAGGUCUUUGAGAGCGUCGGGAGAGCAGCGACACCGAAAAAAAUUCCUCCAGAACAAACCGACGAAGCUCCAUGAAGAGACCAACCGGAGCUGUGCGAAGGAGCAGAUGUGGAAAGGCUUCGUCUGCCCGCGUGCCUGUGAAAGCUUUUAUUUUAUACUGACGGUAGUGAACUUUGAGGCCUCAUCGCCGGUCUUUAGCGUUUUUUCGCGUCGGCGAAGCGAGCUGGACCUAAACGUCGGACAUAUGUGCAAAUCUUACGUACUUGUUGGGAGAAAGGUUUCGAUUAAAUUACCGGUUUGAGUUCUGAUGGUGGAAAGUUUAAAGGUGUCUGUUGAAGAUUGUUCUUUUUUUUUUUUUGCGUGUACGGUUAGACUAAAGUUUACACAACCUUAAAUUAAUGUACUCAGUCAAAUUCAACUUAAUCUUAAAAUACUAAAAAAAAAAAUAUCUAUCUAUCUACUGGUGGAAUAUUUCAUAGAGGCUUUAUUUUUGACUCUGUCUGGAACAAAUGUGUUGGUAUUUAACAGUCUGUCUGCCUGUCGUCGAUCUCUCUGGCCACUGUAGCAUAUGUUUAUAUGUACAUUAAACAAAUGUAAUAAUAAUAAUAUCUUUGCUUGUUCUCAUAUGUGAAUUAAUGUACAUAGAGGGAGUUCUUUUAUUUUUUUGUUUUCUAAAAGUUGCAUUAAAGUGAAUUAUUGCCCGGUAUAAGAGGUGAAACUGGAAUAAAAAAAUAAAUAAAAAUGUAAAUAUGCUUUGAAAAAUAAAGUUUAUUUACGCUUA
Messenger RNA from Stegastes partitus (bicolor damselfish), 3491 nucleotides. It is a transcript of the gene etnk1, whose product is annotated as ethanolamine kinase 1. Gene Ontology annotation, cellular component: cytoplasm. The record is from RefSeq and is a predicted model, not a curated record. The transcript is spliced from 8 exons. Gene Ontology annotation, molecular function: ethanolamine kinase activity. The coding region runs from base 170 to 1252 and encodes 360 amino acids. Lineage: Eukaryota; Metazoa; Chordata; Actinopteri; Pomacentridae. Gene Ontology annotation, biological process: phosphatidylethanolamine biosynthetic process.